This is a messenger RNA of Propithecus coquereli (Coquerel's sifaka), 2575 nucleotides long. Its product is annotated as protocadherin gamma-A6-like. Gene Ontology annotation, biological process: homophilic cell-cell adhesion. Gene Ontology annotation, molecular function: calcium ion binding. Lineage: Eukaryota; Metazoa; Chordata; Mammalia; Primates; Indriidae. The record is from RefSeq and is a predicted model, not a curated record. Gene Ontology annotation, cellular component: plasma membrane. Bases 80 to 2575 code for a protein of 831 amino acids. The transcript is spliced from 2 exons.
CCUCUAAUUCUGAGAAACGCAAGAGAUGUGGACCUGUUCUUCCUACUCCUGAUCCCGGGGAAGCUACAACAAGCCAGUAAUGGCGGCUCCGCAGAGGCGCCGGCAGCGGAGCGAGCUGCUCCUGCUCUUCACGCUCCUGGGGACGCUGUGGGGGGCUGCGACCCGGCAGAUCCGCUACUCUAUUCUCGAGGAGCUGGAGAAAGGCUCCUUCGUAGGCAACGUCGCCAAGGACCUGGGGCUGGAACCCCAAGAGCUGGCGGAGCGCGGAGUCCGCAUCGUCUCCAGAGGUAGGACGCAGCUUUUCUCUUUGAACCCGCGGAGCGGCAGCUUGGUCACGGCUGGCAGGAUAGACCGGGAGGAGCUCUGCGCUGAGAACCCGCGGUGUCUGGUGAGUUUUAACAUCCUUGUAGAGGAUAAACUGAAUCUUUAUCCCGUGGAAGUCGAAAUAGUGGACAUUAAUGACAAUUCACCCCGAUUCUUAAGAGAAGAGUUGGAAGUGAAAAUUCUCGAGAAUGCAGCUCCAUCCUCUCGUUUUCCGCUAAUGGAGGUCUAUGACCCUGAUGUGGGAAUGAACUCUCUUCAGGGCUUUAAGCUCAGCGCUAAUAGUCACUUCUCAGUGGACGUGCAAAGCGAAGCCAAUGGACCCAAGUACCCGGAGCUGGUGCUGGAUCGCUCCCUGGACCGGGAGGGAGAAGCCGCUUACCACCUGGUCCUUACUGCCAUGGAUGGCGGUGACCCUGUCCGCUCAGGUGUGGCGCGAAUUCUGGUAACUGUCCUAGAUGCGAAUGACAACGCUCCAGUGUUUACUCAGCCUGUCUACCGUGUGAGUGUUCCUGAAAAUCUGUCAGUAGGUACACCAGUGUUGUCAGUAAAUGCCACCGACCAGGAUGAAGGGGCCCACGCGGAAGUAACUUACUCCUUUGUGAAGAUUCCGGAAAAGAUCUCACAAAUUUUCCGCUUGAAUUUUUUGACUGGAGAAAUUUCAACUUCUGCGAAUCUAGACUACGAGGACACUAGCUUUUAUGAGCUGGAUAUUGAAGCCCGGGAUCGGCCAGGUCUUCGGGACAGAGCAAAAGUCUUAAUAACUAUCUUGGAUGUCAAUGAUAAUGUUCCAGAAGUGGUUGUGACAUCUGGAAGCAGAACAAUCGCGGAAAGUGCCCCUCCAGGAACAGUCAUUGCUCUUUUCCAAGUGUAUGAUCGAGACUCUGGACUGAACGGCUUGGUAACGUGUUCCAUCCCGAGAAGUCUUCCCUUUGAGUUGGAAAAAUCAGUAGACAAUUAUUAUCGAUUAGUGACAAAUUCAUUUCUAGACCGGGAGGAGGUGUCGUUGUACAACAUUACUGUGACAGCCACAGACAAAGGAAUGCCGCCUCUGUCUACAGAAACGCUCAUCUCUCUAACCGUGGCAGACACCAACGACAACCCGCCCACCUUCCCCCGCUCCUUCUACUCAGUCUAUAUCCCUGAGAACAACCCCAGGGGCGCCUCUAUCUUUUCUGUGAAGGCUCUUGACCCAGACAGCGACGAGAACGCCCUAGUCUCCUACUCCCUGGCGGAAGAUACCCUCCAGGGGGCGCCUCUAUCCUCCUUUGUCUCUAUCAACUCCAACACCGGAGUUCUGUAUGCGCUGCGCUCCUUCGACUACGAGCAGUUUAGAGACCUGCAACUACUGGUGACAGCCAGCGACAGCGGAAACCCUCCACUCAGCAGCAACGUGUCGCUGAGCCUGUUUGUGCUGGACCAGAACGACAAUGCGCCGGAAAUCCUGUACCCUGCCCUUCCCACUGACGGCUCCACGGGUGUGGAGCUGGCGCCCCGCUCCGCAGAGCCCGGCUACCUGGUGACCAAGGUGGUCGCUGUGGACAGAGACUCGGGCCAGAACGCCUGGCUAUCCUAUCGCCUGCUCAAGGCCAGUGAGCCUGGGCUCUUCGCAGUGGGGCUGCACACGGGAGAGGUGCGCACAGCGCGGGCCCUGCUGGACAGAGAUGCGCUCAAGCAGAGCCUCGUGGUGGCCGUCCAGGACCACGGCCAGCCCCCUCUUUCAGCCACCGUCACUCUCACCGUGGCUGUGGCCGACAGCAUCCCUGAAGUCCUGGCCGACCUGGGCAGCCUUGAGCCCUCUGCGGGCCCUUACGACUCCGACCUCACGCUGUACCUGGUGGUGGCAGUGACCACGGUCUCCUGUGUCUUUCUUGCCUUCGUCAUUGUGCUGCUGGCGCUCAGGCUGCGGCGCUGGCACAAGUCACGUCUGCUGCAGGUUGCGGGAGACGAAUUGGCGAGCAUGCCCGCCUCACACCUUGUGGGCGUGGAAGGGGUGCGGGCUUUCCUGCAGACGUAUUCCCACGAGGUCUCCCUCACCGCGGACUCGGGGAAGAGUCACAUCAUCUUCCCUCAACCGAACUAUGCGGACACGCUCAUCAGCCAGGAGAGCUGUGAGAAAAAUGAGCCUCUUUUGAUACAGGAAGAUUCAGGAUUUUGCAAAGAGGACGUCUCCUUUGUUCAGUUGAGGGUAGCCUUGGAUCCAUCAAUAGAGUUUUACUCCAUCAACAUUAAGUGCGAAAAUGAGUACCUCUAA